Daldinia loculata is the source of this 2131-nucleotide messenger RNA. RefSeq names its product HET-domain-containing protein. The transcript has a single exon. NCBI's taxonomy places the organism in Eukaryota, Fungi, Ascomycota, Sordariomycetes, Xylariales, Hypoxylaceae. The coding region runs from base 147 to 2096 and encodes 649 amino acids. The record is from RefSeq and is a predicted model, not a curated record.
GAAGAUGAAUUUCUAUCCGUCCUGUCUCCGCACUUAUCUCAAAACUACCUCGUCUACAUCUCCUCUUUCCAUAUAUUCGCCUAGGCUAUACACUACAAACAUACAAGCAUCAAUAUUUUCAUUCGUAGCAUAAGCAGCCUUUCAUCAUGGGGCGCUACCGUUACGAUCCCCUUCCAGGGCAACACUAUAUCAGACUGGCAAUCAUUCAUCCGGCAAAGUUCAUCAAAGAUAACAUUGUCAUUUCAUUCCACACCUCACCGUUUCCUAAUGACACAUUGCCGUAUGAGGCUCUCUCAUAUGUAUGGGGUUCGAAAAAAGGCCGUAUGCCAAUCUACGUUAGUAGGGUUGAUACCGCUACAACCAAUAGAUUACGGGAUACCGUUCAAAUGAAAUUCGAGAAAAUUCAGGUCACGCGGAAUUUAGACGUUGCCCUAAGGCAUUUGCGUUAUGAUGAGGCGCCCCGAGUUAUGUGGAUCGAUGCACUCUGUAUUAACCAAACGGAUGAAGUCGAAAAAAGCCCUCAAGUCGCAACGAUGGGGGAGAUUUUCCGGCUUGCUCGUCGGGUGAUUGCUUGGCUUGGGCCGGAAGAAAAUGAUAGCAAUAAUGCUAUGUAUCUCAUGGACUAUCUUGGGUCUCAAGUUGAAGUCGAUUUUAUUCGGUGGAGUUUGAGACCAGCGGUGGGUUGCAUUGAUCCUGGCAUCAGCGACGGCGACAUUGGGCUUCCUUUCCAAGGCCGAGAUGUUUACUCGAUUUACUAUCUACUGUCCCGACAGUGGUUUGAAAGACUGUGGAUCAGACAAGAAAUUCAUUUAGCUGGUCCGGAAGCCGUUAUUAUGUGCGGCCUCUAUCAAGUCAAGUGGUCAAGUUUUCGACGAGGUUUAGCAUGUAUCUACUUAAAACCCACCCCGGCGACGGACUUCACUGAUCAAUGUAAGACUCAAAUAAAUUCACUUCGAGGAUUUAUGUUUCAGAGAAAAACAAACAACUUAAUAGGCUCAGACUAUGAUUUUAACUAUACACGGUGCCUGGACCCACGAGACCGGCUCUAUGCGGUCUUGGCUUUGUUAAACGACGAGGACAAGGCAUUGAUCCCAUCGCCGGACUACACUCAACCUUAUGAUAAACUUUACACAACUGUCAUAAUAAACUGGAUUAAAUACUACGAUUCCUUAAAUAUACUACGUCAGUGUCAGCUUCAGGGUGAUACAUGCCCGAGCUGGGUUCCCGACUGGUCGAAAUCGGACGCCAGAUUCAAUGCACUCAAGUCACGCUUAUAUUAUUCACCGUUUACAGCCUGGUAUGAAUUCCCGCAGCCUGUCGUACUGAGAGCUAUGGGCGUAUACAAAUGUGCUGUCUCAAAAUAUCAUCAGUCGCCGCAAAUGUCACGCUACAAUAACACCAUGCUCGAGCAAAUACGAACCUGGCUGUUCAAAGUAGAUUCAGAGGAGCAGCACACAACUGAAGACUACACCAGGCUACUCCUUUGCGAUAGAUUCGCUAAUGACUUUGAUCCACCUGAUUCUGAUUACCCGGAUUUCGAAGAAGCGAAACAAUGCGUGGAGUUCAUCAUGUCUAAUUGUGACAUCAACGGUGUCAACAAUAAAGACUUCGUGCGGUCCUUGGGUGUUAACAAAUUCGUUAAUAGUGCUUAUUAUAUGGGGGGGUACCAAUGCAUUCAGUGCACAGGCGGUUAUAUAGGGAUUUCUUUGGCACCAGCACAGCCUGGUGAUGAGGUUUAUACCCUACUUGGUUGCUCGGAUCCGUUAUUGCUACGCCCACAAGGCAAUAACAAAUUCCAGGUAAUUGGUAAAUGUCUUGUGCUUGGAUUAACGUAUGACGAAGCUCUUCUUGGGCCUCUCCCCGUCAAUAUUCGGGCAAUCCAAUCCUAUGACAAAAGAUUUGAGUGCGACGCCCCGGCUUUUAGAGAUAUUUCUUCGGGCGAGAUAUUCUACGAGGACCCGCGUUUGAAAUCACUGCCUGUAGAUCUCAAAGACUUUCGCAAAGAACUACAAGACGAUCCCUGGGCAGAUAUUAAUGUAGAACCAGAUAUAUUCAGGGAACGCGGAGUGGAUUUGAAAUGUAUUGAUCUAGUGUAGAUUCUUGCUAUUUUACAAUUAAUCUACACCGUCAC